Cercocebus atys (sooty mangabey) is the source of this 2754-nucleotide messenger RNA. RefSeq names its product zinc finger and BTB domain containing 45 (gene ZBTB45). The transcript has 2 exons. Gene Ontology annotation, molecular function: RNA polymerase II cis-regulatory region sequence-specific DNA binding; DNA-binding transcription factor activity, RNA polymerase II-specific; protein binding. The record is from RefSeq and is a predicted model, not a curated record. NCBI's taxonomy places the organism in Eukaryota, Metazoa, Chordata, Mammalia, Primates, Cercopithecidae. Bases 359 to 1936 code for a protein of 525 amino acids. Gene Ontology annotation, biological process: regulation of immune system process; negative regulation of transcription by RNA polymerase II; regulation of cytokine production.
GGGUACGGCGCGGGCCAGGGUGCGGGGUGGCCGCGGCGGUUCAGAGGGGUGCUUUGGGCUUAGGGUGGUGCGCGGGCAAUGGAGCAGAGAUUGGGAGAACGCGCUCGGGGUAAAGCACACGGCGCGGCGAAGGCGUGGCGGGAGUGUGCGGCGCCGGACCCAGGAAGCUGGCCUGGGCGCCGGGUCUCGAAGACUGGCCUUUGUUCUGAAGUGUCCAGGCCGGCUUUGCGGCGUCGGGACUGAGGAAUGGAGCCCGCCGCGGGGCGGGGCGGGGCAGGGCGGGAAAGGAAGGUUCAAGUCUCUGGGGUUGAUGCGUCCCUAUCGGCCGGACACAGAUUAGAAGCCUUUUAGGUGCUAGAUGGCAGCUGCAGAGGCUGUGCACCACAUACACCUGCAGAACUUCUCACGCUCUCUGCUUGAGACCCUCAAUGGGCAGAGGCUAGGGGGGCACUUCUGCGACGUGACUGUACGCAUUCGUGAAGCUUCACUGCGUGCCCACCGCUGCGUGUUGGCGGCCGGCUCGCCCUUCUUCCAAGACAAGCUGCUGCUCGGCCACUCUGAGAUCCGUGUGCCUCCGGUGGUGCCCGCACAGACGGUGCGACAGCUGGUCGAGUUCCUGUACAGCGGUUCGCUUGUUGUGGCGCAGGGCGAAGCCCUGCAGGUGCUCACAGCCGCGUCGGUACUUCGCAUACAGACAGUUAUCGACGAAUGCACGCAGAUUAUCGCCCGCGCCCGAGCCCCAGGCACCUCUGCGCCCACGCCCCUGCCCACCCCUGUGCCCCCGCCACUCGCACCUGCGCAGCUGCGUCACCGUCUGCGCCACCUGCUGGCUGCGCGCCCUCCGGGGCACCCUGGUGCUGCGCACAGCCGUAAGCAGCGCCAGCCCGCGCGUUUGCAGCUGCCUGCGCCCCCAACACCUGCCAAGGCCGAGGGGCCUGAUGCUGACCCCUCACUGUCCGCGGCCCCUGACGACCGUGGCGAUGAGGAUGACGAGGAAACUGACGAUGAGACCGAUGGCGAGGACGGCGAAGGUGGCGGCCCGGGCGAGGGCCAGGCACCUCCUUCCUUCCCAGACUGUGCUGCCGGCUUCCUCACUGCUGCUGCUGACAGCGCCUGCGAGGAGCCCCCUGCACCCACUGGCCUCACUGACUACAGUGGUGCCGGGAGGGAUUUUCUUCGGGGAGCUGGGGCAGCUGAGGACGUAUUUCCAGACAGCUAUGUAUCCACUUGGCACGACGAGGAUGGCGCUGUCCCCGAAGGCUGUCCCACUGAGACCCCUGUCCAGCCCGACUGCAUACUGGCUGGACCCCGCCCGCCUGGUGUGAAGACCCCAGGGCCACCCGUCGCACUCUUCCCCUUUCACUUGGGUGCCCCCGGGCCACCCGCACCACCCCCUUCAGCACCAUCAGGGCCAGCCCCUGCGCCCCCACCCGCCUUCUACCCCACACUCCAGCCCGAGGCAGCCCCCAGCACUCAGCUGGGGGAGGCCCCGGCUCCCUCUGCUGCUCCCACCACGGCCCCCUCAGGCACCCCUGCUCGCACAGCAGGUGCUGAGCCACCUACCUAUGAGUGCAGCCACUGUCACAAGACGUUCAGCUCCCGGAAAAACUACACCAAGCACAUGUUCAUCCACUCGGGUGAGCCAGGGCGGGAGAGGAGAGGGAGAAUCUCUCAUUGGAGAGUUAAACCUAAGGGGGAAUUCAGCACUAGUUACAGGGCACUGGAACUGUUCUGUUACUUUUGGGUAGCAGGGGGCCUGGAAAUUGAGCCUUCCCCCAAGUGCAAGGUAUGUGGGGGAGGAGAAAGUCCCACUCUGUGGAGCAGCAGGCACUGGCUUCUGUGGAGGGGGGUCCUGAGGCUGGGUUGGGAAGCAGAAGCCUGUCCUGGCCUUUGGAAGGGUGGUGGUGGAAACUUUAGCAGUCUAGGAUGCAUAUGAUGGGCAUGGAGUCUUGGCAGGGGCUCCUGGGCAGGUUGAGAAACUAGGCUCCAGGGAGCCUCCUGUGUCUCUGGUUUCCAGCAGUCCCGCCAUGGCAGUCAGCAAGGGAGGGUGGGUUUACAGGCCCAGGGGUAGAAAGCCCUCAGAGAGGUGGUGCGAUGAAGGAACUCCUGAGACUGGGGCAGGAGUAGGAAAACAUGGGUAUAGUGUGGGGACCCCACAGCUGCAGAGGACCCCGAAAAGCUGUGCGGAGGUUCCCUCGGACCUUGGCCGUGUCAGGGAGGCGGCUCUGCAGUGCUGCAGGAGAGGUAAAGAGUGGGAGGAUGGUACUGAGGAAUGUGAGGAUGCUCCCUGGGGGCUGAGAUGGAGGACAAAGGAAUGGAAAGCAGAAGCCUGCUGGGCAUUGUCAGUAAAAGCAAAAAUUUGGAUGGAAGGCCACAGUGGUAGUGAGGGAGGUUUCUGCAUGGGCUGGAACUUGGGAUUUGACUGUGAGUGGUGGGGAAGCCAUGGUAUUCUAAGCUGGGGAGUGACUGAGAUGUCAGUUUAUAAUCACCUCUGGCUGCCUUGGGGACAACUGGGAGGAGCCAGGGAACUGAGAAUAAGGGAGUUGGGUGAUUAGUCUCCAGGGUGGUGCCAGAGGCCCCAAGGUAGUGCUGGCUGUGUGAAGUGUGUGAUCUGAGUCAGGUGCCUGGGCCCGGUUAGUCUGGGGUACCCCCUGGCAGGCACUGCCUUUCAGUACCCUGCCGCUGAGAGAGGUUUGUUUUUUUUUUUGGAGACCGAGUCUCCCUCUGUUGCCCAGGCUGUAGUGCAGUGGUGCG